Molecule: messenger RNA, 1803 nt
Organism: Rhea pennata
Lineage: Eukaryota; Metazoa; Chordata; Aves; Rheiformes; Rheidae
Gene: JHY
Product: junctional cadherin complex regulator
Exons: 7
Coding region: 1-1623 (540 amino acids)
Biological process (GO): axoneme assembly
Source: RefSeq, a predicted model, not a curated record
AUGAGUAAAAGUCAUUUUCCUGGAAGAGUAUUCAUGCAACCACAUUUUUAUCCUGCAAAUUUGAAAAGACAAUCUGUAAGUGAAGGAGACUUAGCUGCAGGUCUGCAUGACUCUGAAGAGUCUGACUGUGAAAGCCUUGCUCAAGAGAGACAAUACCAGUUAGAACUCCAACAGAGGAUUCGUGAAAAUGAAGAACUGGUAGGACUGUCUUCAGAUGAGUUGGAGAAUGACAGCUUAGAAGAAGAUAGCUUGGAGGGGACGACUUUAGAAGAGCAAGAAGGAGCUAAGUGUGACACAGAUCGAUAUACAACUGGAAUGCAAAAGAAUGGUAGUAAUGGAAGGAAACAACAGUCUCUGGACAAAUAUUUCAACCUGAGAUAUGAUCCUAAUUGGAAAAACAUAAAAGAUGUAGCAGAAUUUUCUGAAGCAAAAAAAGCAAAUCAGGUUCCUGGAAGAAGCAGCAUGGAAUUUUCACAAGAUUCAUUUUACCUUCUUUCCAAUAGUUGCCCAAAAGAAAAGAAUCAGGAGAUAGCAAAAUCACGAGAUACAUUCUCCGCGUUUGAUACAGAAGUAUUAAACUUUCAUGAACCAAAUGCCAUGGUCAGCAAUGAUCCUUUUAGGUUAUAUGUUAAAGGGAAGGAAGCUGAAGAGGACUAUCAUUUCCAAGACAGUCCAAGUACAUACAGCAGUGCUUUUUCUCUUCACAUUCAAGAUCGACCAGAAAGAACGAAAAAAGACUUUGUAGCAAAAAAUAUACAGACUUUAGGAUUAGGUACACAUGCAAAAAAUUCCUAUCUUCAGCUACACAGUAAAAAGCAAGUGGCGGUUCUUCAAGAACAGGUUGCAGAUACUAAAGCUGUUGAUGAAGAACCAGUUCAGAAUGUCCUGCCAUUUCAGAACAUGAAAAUGGAUCCUGAAGACAAAUGGCCUUCCCACUCUUCUACUUGUAGUUCACCAGCAGCUCCUUGUCCAGCUUCCCAACUUACAAAAAUUAUGGAGCAACACCAUCAAGAAAUCACUCAUUUUACAGAAGCACACUUAACUGACAGGCACUUGUUCAACCUACUUCCACCUGUAAUCACACAACUGGAGAGCGACUCAGAGCUAAAUACAGAGAGAGAUGGAGGAAGUCGAGUGAAAAUAAGCCGAAGCAACUCAGAAGGAUAUCUAAUGGAAGUGGAAAAGCAGAAACAGCUUAAAGUAAACAAGAAGCCAUAUAGUUCAAAAGCCUACAUGAAUCUGAAUGUGCGACUUGGAGGACUUGGACCUGACUAUGAAGCAAUCAAAGAGAAAAAAGAGAAGUUAAAGCAACAAAAAGAAUAUGCAAAACAAAUUAAGGAACACAACAUGAAAAACACUGCUUCUGUUCAAAGGUUGCCUACAAAACCCAAGGUUACAUGCUCAGUAUCAAGACAGAAGGCUCUGGAAUAUGCUAAGAAGAUUCCUAGACCAAAAACUUUUGAAAAAAGACAACCAGAUGAAGAGGUGAAAGACGAGAGAGUUCUGUCACAGAUUUUAAGAAGAGACCAUUUACCUCAAAUUGCAUCCCUGGAAACUUUGCAAGACAGACAUGAGAAGGAGAAGCAAGUUGUAGCUGCUUUCAGAACCCUUCAUAUCUUAUAAGUAAUUUGAAAUGAUUAAGGAUAUUUUCGAGACAGAAAUUAUCUGAACUGUUUAAUUAUGAGCUAUUGCUACCAGAUGUUAAGCUACCAUCCCACAUAAAUAUAAAGUGGGCUGUGUUUUAAUCAUUUUUAAGUUUUAGAAUCAGUUCUAGUAUACCUAAUUUUUAAAAAUGUAAACAGU